CCCCGCUGACGGGCCGCGGCUGCCUGUCAUCGCCGCCGGCGCGGGGCCUUCCGGGCGGUGGCCGAGCUAAGACGGGGGCCGGGCCGGGCGGAGCGCCUGGGCGAAGGCGGCCAUGGGUCCCGGAGAAGGCGCGGCCGCUGCUGCUGCUGCUGCGGCGGCGGGGCCUCCGGGCCGCGAGCAACUGCUGCUGCUGUCGGGCGCGGCGCUGGCCGAGCGCUACCGGCGCAUCUACACCGCGGCGGCGUUGAGCGAGCGCGAGCAGGCCGCGCACCUGGCCGGCAGAUGCAAAAAACUUCUGAGCAAGAAAAAGCUAAAACGGAAGCAGAAAAGUAAAUUGAAAAUGAGAGCACGGAAUAAGAGCGAAAGUCUUGAUAGUAUGGUAUCCAUACCAGAUAUCAAGCUUCACAGCAACCCUUCGGCUUUCAACGUGUACUGCAAUGUGCGGCAUUGUGUUUUGGAAUGGCAAAAAAAGGAAACCUCCAUGGCCUUGGCCUCCAAAAAUACGGUGCAGAGCGGGGAUUCAGAUAGCGACGAGGAGGAGGAAGCCAAAGAGCCUCCUGUGAAGCUUCCAAAGAUAAUAGAAGUUGGAUUGUGUGAAGUGUUCGAACUGAUUAAAGAGACAAGGUUUUCUCACCCGUCUCUCUGUCUGAGAAGUUUGCAGGCUCUUCUCAAUGUUCUUCAAGGCCAGCAGCCCGAAGGUCUCCAGUCAGAACCUCCUGAAGUUCUAGAGUCUCUGUUCCAGCUCCUGCUAGAAAUCACGGUUCGGAGCACUGGGAUGAAUGACAGCCCCGGCCAGUCGCUGACUGCCCUUUCCUGUGCUUGCCUCUUCAGUCUUGUGGCUGCCUGGGGAGAGACCGGACGGACGCUUCAGGCCAUCUCCGCUAUCCUGACCAACAACGGGAGUCAUGCUUGUCAGACCAUCCAGGUGCCAGCUAUCUUAAAUUCCCUUCAGAGGAGUGUGCAGGCGGUUUUGGUCGGCAAAAUACAGAUCCAGGAUUGGUUCAGCAGCGGAAUUAAGAAAGCCGCCCUGAUGCACAAAUGGUCCUUGAAGGACAUUUCAGUCGAUGAAGAUGACCCGACUCUGCUCCAGAGCGACGGCUACUUCUUGUAUCUAUUGUGCAAAGAUGGAUUGUACAAAAUUGGCUCUGGAUACAGUGGAACUGUCAGGGGCCAUAUAUACAAUUCCACAUCUCGUAUCAAAAACAGAAAAGAGAAGAAAUCAUGGUUGGGUUAUGCUCAGGGCUAUUUGUUAUAUCGGGAUAUAAACAAUCACAGCAGGACAGCUAUAAGGAUAAAUCCUGAAUCUUUGGAACAAGAUGGAAUAGUAACACUGCCAGACUGUCAGAUGGAAGGGCAAAACAUCCUUUUUACUGAUGGAGAAUACAUUAAUCAGAUUGCAGCUUCUAGAGAUGAUGGCUUCGUAGUUCGGAUAUUUGCAACCAGUACAGAACCCGCAUUACAGCAAGAACUCCAGCUAAAGCUUGCCAGGAAAUGCUUACAUGCGUGUGGGAUCUCGUUGUUUGAUCUGGAAAAAGAUUUGCACAUUAUCAGUACAGGGUUUGAUGAAGAGUCAGCUGUUCUUGGCGCUGGAAGAGAAUUUGCACUAAUGAGAACUGCUAGUGGAAAGAUUUAUUACACUGGCAAAUACCAGAGCCUUGGAAUCAAGCAAGGUGGACCUUCGGCAGGGAAAUGGGUGGAGCUGCCCAUCACCAAGUCUCCAAAGAUUGUUCAGUUCUCAGUGGGGCACGAUGGCUCCCAUGCUUUACUUGUGGCCGAAGAUGGCAGCGUAUUUUUCACAGGCUCGGCUAGUAAAGGGGAAGACGGAGAAUCAACCAAAAGCAGGCGGCAAUCUAAACCUUAUAAGCCAAAAAAAAUCAUCAAAAUGGAAGGAAAGAUUGUAGUGUACACCGCGUGCAAUAAUGGAAGUAGUUCAGUUGUUUCCAAAGAUGGAGAACUCUACAUGUUUGGGAAAGAUGCUAUUUACUCCGAUAAUACAAGUUUAAUAACUGACUUGAAAGGCCACUUCGCCACACAAGUCGCCAUGGGCAAAGCUCACACCUGUGUGCUAAUGAAGAACGGAGAGGUGUGGACCUUUGGGGUGAAUAACAAAGGCCAGUGUGGGCGAGACACUGGUGCCAUGAGCCAUGGAGGAAAAGGUUUUGGCGUUGAGAACAUGGCCACAGCCAUGGAUGAAGACUUGGAAGAGGAGCUGGACGAGAAAGAGGAGAAAUCCAUGAUGUGCCUGCCAGGGAUGCACAAAUGGAAAUUGGAGCAGUGUAUGGUGUGCACCGUGUGUGGGGACUGCACGGGUUACGGAGCCAGUUGUGUCAGCAGCGGCCGACCUGACCGGGUGCCAGGAGGGAUCUGUGGCUGUGGCUCGGGGGAGUCCGGUUGUGCUGUGUGUGGCUGUUGCAAAGCCUGCGCCAGAGAGCUGGACGGGCAGGAAGCCCGGCAACGGGGAAUCCUCGACGCGGUCAAAGAGAUGAUCCCGCUGGACCUCUUGCUGGCUGUCCCUGUGCCCGGCGUUAACCUUGAAGAACAUCUCCAGCUGAGACAGGAAGAGAAAAGGCAGCGUGUGAACCGGAGGCACAGACUGGAGGAAGGGAGAGAUGGAAGCGGAGAUAGGAGUGAGAAAGAUGCCAGCAAAAUCACCACCUACCCUCCAGGGACUGUCCACUUCGACUGCGAUCUUCGAGCCAUACAAGUUAGCUGUGGAUUUCAUCACUCAGUUGUUCUAAUGGAGAACGGAGAUGUUUACACAUUUGGAUAUGGGCAGCAUGGGCAGCUUGGGCAUGGAGAUGUGAAUUCUAGGGGGUGUCCCACUCUAGUGCAAGCAUUACCAGGACCCAGCACACAGGUCAGCGCAGGCAGCAACCACACAGCUGUUUUGUUGAUGGACGGACAAGUCUUUACCUUUGGAAGUUUCUCUAAAGGGCAGCUUGGCAGACCCAUCCUGGACAUUCCUUACUGGAACGCAAAGCCAGCAGCUGUGCCUAACGUGGGCUCCAAGUAUGGACGCAAGGCAACCUGGGUUGGAGCCAGCGGGGAUCAGACUUUCCUUCGGAUCGAUGAAGCUCUUAUCAACUCUCACGUGCUUGCAACAUCGGAGAUUUUUGCCAGCCGGCAUAUCAUAGGCUUGAUUCCAGCUUCCCUAUCGGAGCCCCCUCCAUUCAAGUGUCUUUUGAUAAACAAAGUUGACGGAAGUUGUAAGACGUUUAACGAUUCAGAACAGGAGGACCUUCAGGGGUUUGGCGUGUGCCUAGAUCCUGUUUAUGAUGUCAUUUGGCGGUUUCGACCAAAUACAAGAGAAUUGUGGAGUUACAACUCAGUUGUGGCCGAUUCCAGACUUCCCUCCGCUCCAGACACACAGUCCCGUUGCAGCAUUCUCAGUCCAGAACUGGCUCUUCCAACAGGAUCCAAAGCUCUUACCACAAGAUCGCAUGCAGCUUUGCACAUGCUCGGUUGCCUUGACACUUUGGCAGCCAUGCAGGACUUAAAAAUGGGCGUGAUGAACACAGAAGAGGAGAGUCACGCGGUGAUGAAGGUCUACUCCAAGGAAGACUACAGUAUCGUCAACAGAUUUGAAAGUCAUGGAGGAGGGUGGGGUUACUCAGCCCACUCUGUGGAAGCCAUUCGCUUUUGCGCCGAUACUGACCUCCUGCUUGGUGGCCUGGGCCUUUUUGGUGGCAGGGGAGAGUACACUGCUAAGAUAAAGCUCUUUGAGUUGGGGCCAGACGGAGGCGACCAUGAGACGGAUGGGGACCUCCUUGCUGAAACCGAUGUCUUGGCGUACGAUUGUGCGGCAAGGGAAAAGUACGCCAUGAUGUUUGACGAACCUGUCCUCCUGCAAGCCACCUGGUGGUAUGUUGCCUGGGCACGGGUUUCUGGCCCCAGCAGCGACUGCGGCUCCCAUGGACAAGCCUCCAUUACUACGGAUGAUGGGAUUGUCUUCCAGUUUAAAAGUUCAAAGAAAUCAAAUAAUGGCACAGACGUGAAUGCAGGACAGAUCCCUCAGCUCUUAUACAGGCUGCCAACAAGUGAUGGAAGCGCAUCCAAAGGCAAACAGCAAACUAGUGAGCCAGUGCACAUUUUAAAACGAUCGUUUGCAAGAACCGUUUCUGUGGAGUGCUUUGAGUCGCUGCUGAGCAUUCUUCAUUGGAGCUGGACGACCUUAGUUUUAGGAGUGGAAGAACUCCGAGGUCUGAAGGGCUUCCAGUACACGGCCACCCUUCUGGAUUUGGAAAGGCUGCGAUUUGUCGGCACUUGCUGCUUGAGGUUACUGCGUGUCUACACCUGUGAAAUCUACCCCGUUUCAGCCACCACUAAAGCUGUUGUUGAAGAAAGCAGCAGGCUCGCAGACUGCAUUGGGAAGACGAGAACCCUGCUGAGAAAAAUCUUGUCGGAAGGAGUUGACCAUUGCAUGAUCAAGCUAGACAAUGACCCUCAAGGCUACCUCACUCAGCCCCUGAGCCUGCUGGAAGCUGCCCUCCAGGAAUGCCACAAUACCUUCACGGCCUGCUUUCACUCUUUCUAUCCCACUCCGGCCUUGCAGUGGGCUUGCCUCUGUGAUUUACUCAACUGCUUGGAUCAGGAUAUCCAGGAAGCCAACUUCAAGACUUCAAGCAGCAGGCUGCUGGCAGCUGUGAUGUCAGCCCUGUGCCACACCUCUGUGAAGCUCACCUCUAUCUUCCCUAUCGCUUACGAUGGAGAAGCCUUGCUGUGUUCAGGAAUAAAACAAGCCAGUACUGAGAAUGACUCCGCACUGGCCCAUCGUUUUCCUCUUCUGGUGGCACACAUGGAAAAACUAAGUCAGAGUGAAGAGAACAUCUCUGGAAUGACAAGUUUUCGCGAGGUCCUUGAGAAGAUGUUGGUGAUUGUAGUUUUACCUGUGAGAAACAGCUUGAGGCGUGAAAAUGAGCUAUUCUCUGCACAUCUGGUUUCUAAUACCUGUGGAUUGCUUGCGAGUAUUGUGAGCGAGCUCACAGCUUCUGCACUGGGGUCUGAGGCCGAUGGACUCGGCUCCCUGCAUUCUGUCAAGUCCACCCCAAAUCGAUUUACAAAAACCAGUCAGGGCAGGAGCUGGAACACUGGAAACGGCUCCCCGGACGCCAUCUGUUUCUCUGUGGACAAGCCGGGAGUCAUCAUGGUCGGGUUCUCAGUUUACGGAGGAGGAGGGAUCCAUGAAUAUGAACUAGAAGUCCUGGUGGACGAUAGUGAUCAUACAGGAGAUUCAACUCAUUCCCAUAGAUGGACAUCUCUAGAAUUAGUUAAAGGAACAUAUACCACAGAUGAUUCUCCGAGUGAGAUGGCGGAAAUUAAACUUGACAAAGUUGUUCCUCUGAAGGAGAACGUGAGGUACGCUGUCCGUCUGAGAAAUUACGGGAGUCGCACAGCAAACGGAGAUGGAGGCAUGACCACUGUCCAGUGUCCAGAUGGCGUGACGUUCACUUUCAGCACUUGCAGUUUGAGCAGCAAUGGCACCAAUCAGACCCGCGGCCAAAUUCCACAGAUCCUUUAUUAUAGAAGCGAGUAUGAUGGGGAUUUGCAAUCACAGCUCUUAAAUAAGGCCAAUGAAGAAGAUAAGAAUUGUAGCCGAGCACUUUCUGUUGUGAGCGCGGUAGUCCGAGCAGCGAAAGAUCUCUUGCACAGAGCUCUUGCUGUAGAUGCUGAGGACAUCCCUGAGCUGCUGAGUUCGUCCAGCCUCUUUUCUAUGCUCCUUCCUCUGAUGAUAGCUCACAUAGAACCCGUCGCAGCAGCUAUUCCCAAGGUAGCCGUGGAGGUUUUUGGCCUGGUUCAGCAGCUGCUUCCAUCCGUCGCGGUGCUGAACCAGAAGUACACCCCUCUGGCCUUCAAUCCCAACCAGUCCACUGACAGCACCACAGGCAACCAGCCCGAGCAAGGCCUUUCCGCAUGUACCACCUCUAACCACUAUGCUGUCAUUGAGAGCGAACAUCCGUACAAACCAGCGUGCGUCACCCACUACAAGGUGACUUUUCCUGAAUGUGUCAGGUGGAUCUCGAUAGAGUUUGAUGGCCAGUGUGGAACAGCUCAGUCGGAGGAUGUUCUUCGUUUGCUCAUUCCUGCCCGAGUCAUCCAGUUUUCAGGAUUUGGACCCAAGCAGGCAUCUGUCCAUGAGAACCUUAACUCAUGGAUAGAACUGAAGAAGUUUUCUGGCUCGUCAGGUUGGCCCACAAUGGUGUUAGUGCUACCAGGCAAUGAAGCCCUCUUCUCACUGGAAACCGCAUCAGAUUACGUAAAGGAUGAAAAGUCUUCUUUUUAUGGCUUCAAGUGUUUUGCCAUAGGAUAUGAAUUUAGUCCUGGACCUGAGGAAGGUAUCAUUCAGCUUGAGAAAGAGCUGGCCAAUCUCGGAGGAGCCUGUGCUGCAGCUCUAAUGAAAAAGGAUCUGGCCCUUCCUAUUGGCAAUGAAUUGGAGGAAGAUCUUGAGAUGCUGGAAGAGGCGGCCCUGCAGGUUUGCAAAUCUCACUCAGGCAUCCUGGGUAAAGGGCUAGCUUUGUCUCACUCCCCGACUAUCUUGGAAGCGCUUGAAGGAACUCUGCCCUUGCAAGUUCAGAGCAAUGAGCAAUCCUUCCUGGAGGACUUUAUCUCCUGUGUGCCAGGCUCCAGCGGUGGGAGACUCGCCAGGUGGCUGCAACCAGACUCCUAUGCGGAUCCCCAGAAAACAUCCUUGAUCCUCAACAAAGACGACAUCCGCUGUGGCUGGCCAACAAUUGUCACCGUGCAAACCAAGGACCAAUACGGUGAAGUGGUCCACGUGCCUAACAUGAAGGUGGAAGUCAAAGCGAUCCCAGUUUCCCAGAAGAAAACUUCUCUGCAGCAGGAGCAGGCUAAGAAAACCCAGCGGGCCCCUGGCAGUCCUGCGGGGGCCACUGCUUCUGGACCGGAACUGACCUUCGGGGGACUCCCUUCCCCCAAGCUGGAAGCAUCCUAUGAGCCUAUGAUUGUCAAAGAAGCACGCUACAUUUCCAUAACAAUGAUGAAGGUAUAUGAAAAUUAUUCUUUUGAGGAGUUACGUUUUGCUUCACCAACACCGAAGAGACCAAGUGAGAACAUGCUAAUAAGAGUGAACAACGAUGGUACUUACUGUGCUAACUGGACGCCAGGAGCAGUUGGUCUGUACACCAUACAUGUUACCAUUGAUGGCAUUGAAAUAGAUGCUGGUUUAGAAGUUAAAGUCAAAGAUCCUCCAAAGGGGAUGAUCCCACCAGGAACCCAGUUGAUAAAACCAAAAGCUGAACCUUUGCCAAACAAGGUUCGCAAAUUUGUGGCCAAGGACAGUGCUGGCUUGCGCAUCCGUAGCCACCCAUCUCUUCAGAGUGAGCAGAUUGGCUUAGUUAAAGUCAAUGGAUCCAUUACUUUUAUUGAUGAGAUCCACAAUGAUGAUGGAGUGUGGUUACGACUGAAUGAGGAGACGAUACGGAAAUACGUUCCAAAUCUGAAUGGUUAUAGCGAAGCCUGGUGCCUCUCUUUUAAUCAGCAUCUCGGCAAGAGUCUGUUGGUUCCUGUUGAUGAGUCUAGAUCUAAUGCAGAGGACUUUUUCAAAGACCCCAACUCACCCUGUCCUCAGGAAGCAGUCAUGCAGGAGCCCGAUGCGCCAUUCCUUCGUGGUGGGCCUGGACUGUAUAAGGUAGUGAAGACUGGCCCGUCAGGUCACAACGUCCGAAGCUGUCCCAACCUUAGAGGUAUCCCCAUUGGAAUGUUAGUUCUGGGAAACAGAGUCAAGGCAGUGGGCGAGGUGACCAAUUCGGAAGGGACCUGGGUACGGAUGGACAAGAACAGCAUGGUCGAAUUCUGCGAAAGCGACGAAGGGGAGGCCUGGUCUUUGGCUAGAGACAGAGGCGGGAACCAGUAUCUGCGUCAUGAAGAUGAGCAAGUUCUUGUUGAUCAAAAUGGCCAGACUCCUCCACCAAGCCCUUUCUCCUUGCAGACUUUCCACAGAGGGACAGCCUGUAGUAAUGAGCAAGGAUUUGACUAUGGACUUGGAAACCACAAAGGUGAUAGGCUGAAUUUUACUGCUGCUGCUAGAUCAGUUUCUCCGGCAGGGAAGGCGGACGUGGCCUUAAAAUACCGGGGGGAAAGCAGGACCCCUAAAUCGGAUGGGCGUUGGAGCCACACCGUGGCCGACCAGAAGAAGGCUAGGAACACAGAGAUCCUGUCGGCCAGCGAGUCUCUGAUGCUGAAAUCGGAUACUGCCAAGCUGAGGUCCGAUUCCCACAGCAGAUCGUUGUCCCCAAAUCACAACACGCUUCAGACCUUAAGAUCUGAGGGGAGAACGGCGCCUUCCCUUCGGGCAGAGUCCCCAGGCCCAGGAACUCGGGCCCCUUCUCCAAAGACAGCCUCAUCGGGGAAAUCCUGCACAUCUGGCGCUGGUUCUCGGCGGUCAUCCUCUCCUCACGAGAAGCCUCUUCCUCAGAAACCUUCAACCCCGGUGAAGACGAAGCUCGACCCUCCUCGGGAGAGAUCUAAAUCUGAUUCUUACACCCUAGACCCAGAUACCCUUCGUAAAAAGAAGGUGCCUCUCACCGAACCCAUACGGGGAAGAUCCACUUCGCCUAAGCCCAAAAUUGCACCCAAGGAAGGGAGGUCUGGGGCCGACACAGAAAACAGAGCCCCUUCUCCUCAUGUGGUGCAAGAAAACCUUCACAGCGAAGUUGUUGAGGUCUGCACGUCCAGCACGUUGAAAACGAGCAGCGUGACCAACACCAUAUGCGAGGACAACAACUCUGAUUCUAGCAGCCUGGAGGAGGGCUUGAACAAAGUUCAUUUCAGCAUAGGGAAGGCCCCUCUGAGAGAGGAGCAGGACACGAGGGCAUCUCCCAAAGCGGGCCGGAAGUGCGCCAACAGGCAUGCCAGGCCCAAGAAGGAGAGGUCAGUCUGCCUGUUUAAAGGGGAAGGAGCCCGGUCGGUAGAGCCAGCCAAACCAGCCAUGUCUCCUUCGGUCGCCGAAUGUGCCAGGACCGUCUUUGCAUCCUUCCUGUGGCACGAAGGCAUCGUCCACGACGCGAUGGCCUGCUCCUCGUUUCUGAAGUUCAACCCUGAGCUUUCCAAAGAGCACGCACCCAUCCGGAGCAAUCUCAGCCAGGUGCCGGCCGAAGAGAAAGAAACCAAGCUGAAGAACCGUCACUCGCUGGAAAUAUCCUCCGCCCUCAACAUGUUCAACAUAUCUCCUCACGGGCCUGACAUCUCCAAAAUGGGGAGCAUCAACAAGAACAAGGUCUUGUCAAUGCUGAAGGAGCCGCCUCUUCAUGAACGCUGCGAGGACGGGAAGUCGGAAGCGGCCCCCUUCGAUAGCUCUGGCCACCCGCCACUGAAGACCAAGUCGCCUCUGCCGUUAACACUGCAGCACCUGGUCGCUUUUUGGGAAGACAUUUCUCUGGCAACCAUCAAGGCGGCUUCCCAGAACAUGAUCUUCCCGAGCCCUGGAUCCUGUGCGGUGUUGAAGAAGAAAGAAAGCGAGAAAGAGAAUAAGAAGUCCAAAAAGGAGAAGAAGAAGAAGGAGAAGGCGGAGGCCAGACCUAGGGGAAAUCUCUUUGGGGAAAUGGCUCAGCUUGCUGGGGAGCGUCCGGAGAAAGACACCAUAUGUGAAUUGUGUGGGGAGUCCCACCCGUAUCCGGUGACUUAUCACAUGAGACAAGCACAUCCAGGUUGUGGCCGUUACGCGGAUGGACAGGGCUACAACAGCAUCGGACACUUUUGCGGAGGAUGGGCUGGGAACUGUGGCGACGGGGGCGUAGGAGGAAGCACGUGGUACCUUGUCUGUGAUCGGUGCCGGGAAAAAUACCUCCGUGAAAAGCAGGCGGCAGCGAGAGAAAAGGUCAAACAGUCGAGGAGGAAGCCGACCCAGGUGAAGACCCCCCGUGCCUUGCCCACCAUGGAAGCCCACCAAGUGAUCAAAGGGAACGCCCUGUUCUUGCUGGCCUUGAGCAGCGCCGCUGAACCCUCGAUUUUGUGCUACCACCCAUCCAAGCCGUUCCAGUCCCAGCUUCCCAGCGUCAAAGAAGGCAUUUCUGAGGAUUUUCCCGUGAAAAUGCCUUGCCUCUAUCUUCAGACAUUAGCCAGGCAUCAUCACGAAAACUUUGUGGGCUAUCAAGACGACAACCUGUUUCAAGAUGAGAUGAGGUAUUUGCGUUCAACUUCAGUGCCUGCACCUUACAUAUCUGUUACUCCGGAUGCCAGUCCUAAUGUAUUUGAGGAGCCAGAAAGCAACAUGAAAUCCAUGCCACCAAGUUUAGAGACCAGUCCUAUUACAGAUACAGACCUUGCAAAGCGUACCGUUUUCCAAAGAUCCUAUUCCGUCGUUGCAUCAGAAUACGACAAGCCUCACUCCAUUCUGCCUGCCCGGGUCAAGGCCAUCCCCAGAAGGAGAGUUAACAGCGGAGAUGCAGAAGUGGGCUCCUCUCUUCUGAGACAUCCAUCUCCUGAACUCUCUCGGUUAAUCUCCGCCCACAGCUCUCUUUCCAGAGGAGAGAGAAACUUCCAGUGGCCCGUUCUGGCAUUUGUAAUUCAGCACCAUGAUUUGGAAGGACUCGAAAUAGCCAUGAAACAAGCUUUAAGAAAAUCAGCUUGCCGGGUGUUUGCUAUGGAGGCUUUUAACUGGCUUCUCUGCAACGUCAUACAAACCACGUCCCUCCAUGACAUUCUUUGGCAUUUUGUGGCCUCUCUUACUCCAGCCCCGGUAGAGGUUGAGGAAGAAGAAGAUGAAGAAAACAAAGCCAACAAAGAAACCAUUGAACAAGAAAAGGACACGCGGGUUUGCGAGCAUCCGUUGUCGGAUAUUGUGAUCGCUGGAGAAGCUGCACAUCCGCUCCCUCACACUUUUCACCGCCUGCUCCAGACCAUCUCUGACCUGAUGAUGUUGCUGCCGAGUGGAAGUUCAUUACAGCAGAUGGCUCUGAGAUGCUGGAGCCUCAAAUUCAAGCAAUCCGACCAUCAGUUUUUGCAUCAGAGCAACGUCUUUCAUCACAUCAACAACAUUCUCUCCAAAUCUGAUGAUGGAGACAGCGAGGAGAGCUUUAGCAUUAGCAUCCAGUCUGGCUUCGAAGCUUUGAAUCAGGAAUCAUGUAUAGUAGUCUGCCUGAAGGACUUAACUAACAUCGUUGAUAUAAAAACUUCAAGCCGGCCAGCCAUGAUUGGUAGUUUGACAGAUGGGUCAACGGAAACCUUCUGGGAGUCAGGCGAUGAAGACAAGAAUAAAACUAAAAACAUUACAAUUAAUUGCAUGAAAGGAAUUAAUGCUCGCUAUGUGUCUGUUCAUGUUGACAAUUCAAGGGACCUCGGGAACAAAGUGACUUCAAUGACUUUUUUGACCGGAAAAGCAGUAGAAGAUCUUUGCAGAAUAAAACAGGUUGACUUGGACUCGAGACAUAUUGGCUGGGUUACUAGUGAACUUCCUGGUGGAGACAAUCACAUCCUCAAAAUUGAGUUAAAGGGGCCAGAAAAUACCCUCCGAGUUCGGCAGGUGAAAGUGCUUGGUUGGAAAGAUGGCGAAAGCAUCAAAAUAGCCGGCCAGAUCUCGGCAAGUGUUGCUCAACAAAGAAGCUGUGAGGCUGAGACGCUGCGAGUUUUCAGGCUUAUCACAUCACAGGUCUUCGGCAAACUCAUAUCUGGAGAUGCUGAACCGACCCCAGAACAGGAAGAAAAGGCUUUGCUCUCUUCACCCGAAGGAGAAGAAAAAGUACACAAUGCAACUUCAGAUGCAGACCUGAAAGAGCACAUGGUUGGAAUCAUAUUUAGCAGGAGUAAACUCACGAAUUUGCAAAAGCAGGUCUGUGCUCAUAUUGUGCAAGCCAUCCGCAUGGAAGCCACGCGGGUCCGAGAGGAAUGGGAGCACGCCAUUUCUAGCAAGGAGAACGCCAAUUCGCAGCCCAACGAUGAGGACGCCUCUUCGGACGCCUACUGCUUUGAGCUGCUGUCCAUGGUGCUGGCCCUGAGCGGCUCCAACGUCGGGCGCCAGUACUUGGCUCAGCAGCUGACCUUGCUGCAGGAUCUCUUCUCCCUGCUGCACACGGCUUCUCCCAGAGUACAGAGGCAGGUCACCUCCUUACUGAGACGGGUCCUGCCCGAAGUCACUCCCAGCCGCUUGGCCAGCGUCAUAGGGGUCAAAGCCCUGCCUCCCGCUGAUAUCAGUGAUAUCAUUCACUCCACGGAGAAGGGAGACUGGAACAAGCUGGGCAUUCUGGACAUGUUCCUGGGCUGCAUUGCCAAAGCACUCACCGUUCAGCUCAAGGCCAAAGGCACCACCAUCACGGGCACGGCUGGCACGGCAGCCGGCAAAGGCGUAACUACCGUCACUUUGCCAAUGAUUUUCAAUUCCAGUUACCUCAGGCGAGGUGAAAGCCAUUGGUGGAUGAAGGGCUCAACUCCAACGCAGAUUUCAGAAAUCAUUAUUAAGCUUAUAAAAGACAUGGCAGCUGGUCACUUGUCUGAAGCUUGGUCCCGUGUGACGAAAAAUGCCAUUGCUGAAACAAUCAUUGCUUUGACCAAAAUGGAAGAAGAAUUCAGAUCCCCUGUGCGCUGCAUAGCCACAACUCGGCUGUGGCUGGCCUUGGCCUCUCUCUGUGUCCUUGACCAAGAUCAUGUUGACCGCCUCUCUUCUGGAAGAUGGAUGGGCAAAGAUGGACAGCAGAAACAGAUGCCGAUGUGCGAUAACCAUGAUGAUGGAGAAACUGCGGCCAUUAUCUUAUGCAACGUCUGUGGGAAUCUCUGCACAGACUGUGAUCGAUUCCUCCAUCUCCAUCGACGAACAAAGUCACAUCAGCGACAGGUGUUCAAAGAAGAAGAAGAAGCUAUCAAGGUGGAUCUUCAUGAAGGCUGUGGUAGGACUAAACUCUUCUGGUUGAUGGCACUGGCCGAUUCUAAAACCAUGAAGGCUAUGGUGGAAUUCAGAGAACAUACAGGCAAACCCACCACAAGCAGCUGCGAAGUAUGUCGUUUCUGUGGCUGCCGAAACGGAACAGAAUUAUCGGCUGUCGGCAGUGUCUGUUCAGACACUGAUUGCCAGGAAUAUGCUAAACUCGCCUGCAGCAAAACCCACCCUUGUGGCCAUCCUUGCGGAGGAGUCAGGAAUGAGGACCUGUGCUUGCCCUGCCUGCAUGGCUGCGACAAGAGCACCCCCACCGUCCUGAAGCAAGACGCCGACGACAUGUGCAUGAUUUGCUUCACGGAAGCACUUUCAGCAGCUCCCGCAAUUCAGCUGGACUGUAGCCAUAUAUUCCACCUGCAAUGCUGCUGCCGGGUUCUAGAAAACAGAUGGCUUGGCCCCCGCAUUACUUUUGGGUUCAUGUCCUGCCCCAUCUGCAAGAACAAAAUAAACCAUGCGGUAUUAAAGGAUCUACUUGAUCCAAUCAAGGAACUUUAUGAGGAUGUGAAGAGGAAAGCCCUAAUGAGGCUGGAAUAUGAAGGGCUGCACAAGAGUGAAGCCAUCACAACACCCGGAGUUCGGUUUUAUAAUGACCCUGCUGGUUUUGCCAUGAACAGAUAUGCAUAUUAUGUUUGCUACAAAUGCAAGAAGGCUUACUUUGGUGGAGAAGCCCGUUGUGAUGCUGAAGCUGGACAAGGAGAUGAUUAUGACCCCCGGGAACUCAUCUGCGGUGCCUGUUCCGAUGUAUCAAGAGCUCAGAUGUGUCCCAAACAUGGUACAGAUUUUCUAGAGUACAAAUGCCGCUACUGUUGUUCGGUGGCUGUUUUCUUUUGCUUCGGGACCACCCAUUUUUGCAACGCUUGUCAUGAUGAUUUCCAGAGAAUGACAAGUAUUCCGAAAGAGGAACUUCCUCACUGCCCUGCAGGUCCCAAGAGCAAGCAGCUGGAAGGGGCCGAGUGUCCGCUCCACGUCGUCCACCCUCCCACGGGCGAGGAGUUCGCGCUGGGCUGCGGCGUCUGCAGAAACGCGCACACUUUCUAGCCGCCUCUCAGCCGAACGUCGGAAUCCAGGCCGGGGACCAUUUGGCCAGCACGGCGCCGGGGCCGGGCCCGCCUCAGGCGCUUUGCAUGCGGCCGCGCUGCGCAUCCGCCCCCCCUCGAGCCUCGCCGAGCAGGGACUCCGGAGGCCGCUGACUUCGCCUCUUCCUCCUCCUCCUCUUCAUCCUCCUGAAUGCCGGACAGUGGCUGGGCAGGGCGGGAGGCCGAUAAACAGCGGCGGGGCGUUUUCGAUGUAACCAGUCUCGAACGCGUUGUAUAGAUUUAUAUAUAUAUAUAAUACUUAUAUAUAAUACCUAUGUAUAUAGGUAUUAUAUAUAUAUAGCCGUGUCCGUGUCUGUUCCGCCUCAGAAGUCCUGGAUUGUAUAACGGCGGCUUCCUUCCUCCCAAUUUUUUUUUGUGGGGCGCCGUCUGGCCGAAGUGCACUUCCGAAAAGGCGCCUCCCCGCCCAGCAAGCGCCGCCGAAGGGAAUGUAGCC
Messenger RNA from Ahaetulla prasina, 14410 nucleotides. It is a transcript of the gene MYCBP2, whose product is annotated as MYC binding protein 2. Lineage: Eukaryota; Metazoa; Chordata; Lepidosauria; Squamata; Colubridae. Gene Ontology annotation, cellular component: nucleus. The transcript is spliced from 82 exons. The record is from RefSeq and is a predicted model, not a curated record. Bases 113 to 13918 code for a protein of 4601 amino acids.